Molecule: messenger RNA, 8461 nt
Organism: Brienomyrus brachyistius
Lineage: Eukaryota; Metazoa; Chordata; Actinopteri; Osteoglossiformes; Mormyridae
Product: equilibrative nucleoside transporter 2-like
Exons: 13
Coding region: 1178-2566 (462 amino acids)
Biological process (GO): uridine transmembrane transport; thymine transport; hypoxanthine transport
Cellular component (GO): basolateral plasma membrane; plasma membrane
Molecular function (GO): nucleoside transmembrane transporter activity
Source: RefSeq, a predicted model, not a curated record
GCUUCGCAUUGAUGUUAUGAAAAUGUUUUCCAAAGAAAUGCUAAUUUUAGCGCAGCUCUUCAUAAUCAACACGAACAGUUGAGUACGUGAAUAAAUAGAUCGAUAAUCUCGCCUUUAAGUCGUCUCUUCUUCUAGUUUUAGACCUCAGAAUAAGGUUAAUUAGAUAAACAAACCGUGGCCGGUGGCCGCGAAACAAAGGCGCAUUGCAGUCAUGAAGCUAUCCAAGCUUUGCCGAUACACGGCCAACUUAUCCGUGCUUCAAAUGUGUGGCGCACACAUGGACAUAAGAUCACGGCGUCAGAUCGCGCAUAGCUAAAUCAAAUGGUUCAAGAUUUAUUAUGUGUAUGAAGUACAGGAUCAGGAUGUACUAAAAAGAAAUGAAAUUCUUAUUAGCGUAUACAGAGAUUUAACAAUGAAAACGUAAAUAAAUACGAGACCGAAAUAUACAGAAAGACAGACAAAUAAACAUACAAACAAACAAAUAAAAAUGGCAGCAGUAUGACAAGUAGCAGUAAUAGGGUAUAUUGAUGGGUAUAAUAUGAAUAAUAUCAACAGUACAAACAGAGUCUAAUGUCAGAAGCAGUGGCAAAUUAUUUCCAUUAAAUCUUCGAGACUUGUGAGAUCUCUUACGCAUUUUGUUGAAGGAAUUUUAUGCGAUCAAACCUAAUUUCUGUACGGAUCAGCAUGGGCGUCAUAGUGGGGAGAAAAGUCUUAACAGGGCCCCAAGUCGGGGGAGGGCCCUUGAGAAGUCUGGAAUUUUGUUUUUCUUUAAAUAUUACUAUCAUAAAUAAAGGUCACAAUGAAUGUUGCUAACUAAUGUAAAUUGAAUGUUUUGUUUGGUUGAAUACAUCGGUUGAUUGAUGGAUUGAAUUUUGUAUCCCACAUACUGUAUACAGUGUCUGAGGACAGGCCACCCCUCACCCCUUGCAAAAACACGAAAUGGUUUAGUCUGCCUUCAGCGGGCUUUUUAACUUAGACGCACUUUACUUAGCAUUCCGUUCCUUCUGCUAGAGCGCGCAUUGUAGCCUUGCAGUUGACAAUGCUCUUGACCAAAAAAGCGAAAUCAGGCUGUCAGAAAAGAAAAGAAAGGCGGGAUCGAGAGUAAAAGCAAAAUGAGGGAAAGCAACUACUGACAAACUCCUUUUCCAAGAAAGGAAUAGCGUUACACUGAGAGCCAAUGGGGACCCCAGGAAAGACACCUGUGGACAGGGGCUGCCUGGUGGGCAUCAUGUUCUUUAUCUUUGGACUGGGAACCCUUCUGCCAUGGAACUUUUUCGUAACUGCUUCAAUGUACUUUGAAAACCGACUCAACAAUUAUGAAUGGAGCAAUGGCACUGUCACUGUGCGCAAAGAGUACUACUUCAAAAACUGGAUGACUCUGCUAUCCCAGUUGCCACUGCUCCUGUUUACCCUGUUGAACUCCUUCCUGUAUCAGUGGAUUUCGGAAAAGGUUCGGAUUGCUGGAAGUCUGGUCUUCAUCCUUCUUUUCUUCAUCCUCACUGCCGUUCUGGUCAAGGUACCCAUGGAGGAGGACCAGUUCUUCUCGGUUACCAUGGCAACCACUUGGUUCAUUAACUCGUUCGGGGCAGUGAUGCAGGGAAGUCUCUUUGGCUUGGUGGGCCUCCUCCCUCGAAAGUACAGCUCCGUAUUCAUGAGCGGUCAGGGGCUGGCCGGUACCUUUGCUGCAUUGGCCAUGUUGCUGGCCAUAGCAAGCGAGGCAGAGAGUGAGACAGCAGCACUAGGUUACUUCAUCACUCCAUGUGUGGGGACCCUGUUGAACAUUAUGUGCUACGUCAUGCUCCCACGUUUAGAGUUUGCCCAGUUCUACUUAAACAAGAAGAUGAGCUAUGAGCGGGAGGUUUCUAUGGAGCUGCUACCUAGAGAGGUUGGGCAGGUAGAAGACUCCGUUCCAUGCCCCCUGGUGGCUGACAGCGAUGCACCACACCCCGAUGCUAUAACAUGUGACACGCAGCGAACCGUGCUCACCCUGCAGGCGGAGCGGACCAGGUGUGACAAGAAGUCUUCUAUUAAGGACAUCUUGAAGAAGAUUUGGGUGAUGGCAUUCUGUGUGACAUUUGUGUUCACAGUCACCCUGUCUGUGUUUCCUGCUGUCACCGCAGAUGUGAAGACCAAAUUUAGUGGGACCUGGGAAUUAUACUUCACACCAGUAUGCUGCUUCCUCACCUUUAAUGCAAUGGAUUUCAUUGGCCGGAGUGUAACCUUCUGCGUUAAGUGGCCUCCCAAGGAGAGCCUCCUGUUCCCAGUGCUGGUGGUAGCACGGCUGGCAUUCAUCCCAUUGUUAAUGCUUUGUAAUGUGCCAGGCAACAGAUACCUGCCAGUGCUCAUCUCCCAUGAUGCAGCCUUCACUGUCAUUAUGAUGCUCUUCUCCAUCUCCAGUGGAUACUGUAUGUGUCUGUCUAUGACCUACGCACCACAGUUAGUGGAGCCCAAAGAUGGGGAGACCGCAGGAGCCCUGAUGGCAUUCUUCCUGGCACUGGGUCUGUCUCUGGGGGCAACAUUGUCAUUCCCGCUGCGAGCCCUGUUGUAUUUGUCCGGUUCGGAGUAGGAGCACCCAGCUCCUAUCUCUGGCAGGGUGUUUGUCAGUGUCCCUCCCUCCUUUUCUUCUCAAUUAGUUUCCACCCACACAAUGGAAGAAGAAACAGAAAAAGCUGUUAGCCACUCUGCCACAUCAGACCCUAUUCGCACAUUAACAUACAUCCUAGGUGGUCCAAUCACAAGUGGACAGCAUUAAAUACAAGUAUUUACAAAUACAAAAAGUAUAAAUGCAAAUAGGGCAUGGUGGUGCAGUGGUUAGCACUGUUGCCUCACACCUCUGGGACCCAGGGUCAAGUCUCCGCCUGGGUCACAUGUGUGCGGAGUUUGCAUGUUCUCCCCAUGUCGUCGUUUCCUCCAGGUACUCCGGUUUCCCCCCACAGUCCAAAAACAUGCUGAGGCUAAUUGGACUUGCUAAAUUGCCCGUAGGAAUGCAUGUGAGAGUGAAUGGUGUGUGAGUGUGCCCUGCGAUGGGCUGCCCCCCCAUCCUGGGUUGUUCUUUGCCUCAUGCCCAUUGCUUCUGGGAUAGGCUCCGGACCCCCCGCGACCCAGUAGGAUAAGCGGUUUGGAAAAUGGAUGGAUAAAUACAAAUAAGUUUGAAUCUACUGGGAAGUUAGUUUAAUAUCAGAAUGUCGUGACCCAUUUGGAAACAUUAUCUGUAUCAUUAAUGUUCCACAUACACACAUUAAGUGUGUAUCAUUAAUGUUCCAUGUAAAUUCAAGAAAAAUAAAUUGUGUAAGAAGCAAUUUAUUAUAGAUGAUUUGAAAUUUGCACAGAUUACAUAUUUCAUGCACACUUUGAUGAAGCUCCCUUAUUUAUGUCAAAGUUGCUCCAGGUUUUAUUAAUAUUGGUGAAACGUGCCAGUAAGAAUGUUACAGAAUGUCAGGAUCCCCCCAUCGCCACGCACUCCAGGCAUGCCUAAAGGGAGCAAAGGGGCAACACAGGGAACGCGAUGAGACAGCACCUGGGGUAACAAAAGCAAAAACAUUGAUGCACCAAGGGGAACAGCAACAACAUGAGGGACAAGCAAGACAACAAGAACCAGGACAUAAACUGAGCAAACACGGACACAAUCAGGGGCACCAAAAACGGAAACACGAGACACAAAGGCACUAAGGACGGUGAUAAUGGAGUAACAGCAGCAGGGAAUACACCGAGGAAAGGAGGAGUGAAGGGACCAGGAGGAAACAAAAGUGGAACAGAGGGACAGGGAGCAAUGAGGUGAAGGGUGGAGGGAACCAGGGAGGCGGAGGUGACUCCGAAAGGGGUAAGGAGGAAGGCGCAGGUGACUGACGAGGUGGAGCUGGGAUAACCUCAGGCGAUAGACGAGUCACCACAGGGGGAGCAACAGCCAACUGACGAGCAGGAGCCGGGGGGACCGAAUGCGACCGCCAAGCUGAAGCAAGGGGAACCGAAGGUGAAUCCAGGGGCAGGGUGGAUGGGACUUGACACCAGUGCAGGUGUCCUCUCCCUCGGCGGGAGACUGAAAGAAGGGGCCCUGUCCGGGAUCUGCCAUGAUGGGGUGUAUCCUCCAGAGCGUCUCUGGGGAAGGACUCAGGGUGAGCCCACUCCAGCUCCUCCGACAACUCUAGAGGAUCAGGAGCAGGAACCACUGGGGCUGGGGCCACAGGAGCAGGAACCUCAGGGAUUGGGGCCACAGGACCAGGAACCUCAGGGACUGGGGCCAAGGCCACGGGAGCAGGAACCGCAGGGACUGAGGCUGGGGCCACGGGAGCAGGAACCUCAGGAACUGAGGCCGGGGCCAUGGGAGAUGAGCCUUGGAUGCUGGCGAAGCGGCGAGGAGAUGAGCCUCAGGUGCUGGCAAAGUGGAGGAUCCUGGAAGGGCUUCCGAUACACCCUUCCGUUUGCAAUCUCUCCGCUUCUUUUUGCGGACUUAUGUUAAUACCAGGGGGGUAUUCCAUGAAAAUAGCUAAAGAAAGCCAGACUUUCCCGAAAAAGUCAGACUCAAACUAGCAACAUCUCUAGACUUAGCCUCAUGUCGUUCCACGAACACAGUUAAACUUUAAUUAAUCAAGGCUCACUUAUUGCACCCAAGAUAUUUAAGAAACCCAAAUGAAUGGAUGAAUGAUAGAUCGAUCAAAUGAGUCGGAAAGCAUGUAAAACAAGAGUGGUGUUUGAUGGAGCUGUAUGAAAAAUACAAAGAUGUAAUCACUAAAAAGGCAAUACUGUGGCCAUAAAUAAAGUCAGGGAGUUGGCUUGGCAAAAAAUUGCAUACUAAAUGCAUAAGUUAUGUAAAUGUUACAAGUACAGUGGCACGGUGGUAUAGUGGUUUAUGCUAUUUCCUUCCACCGCAAAGGUUCCUGGUUUGAUCCCCAUAGCUAACGGGGAACUGUCUGGGUUGUAUACUGUAUAAUGUUAAAAUUACUGUAUAAUCUUAUUCUGUAUUAUUUGAUCUCUGUAAAGUGUGAAAUGUUCAGCAGAAAUAACCAUUUAAUAAUAAUUGUCACAGCCUCCGGGCGUGGUCCGGCGGAGGCGACCAAUUAGACGUUAAUACAGAAUACUAUAAAGGGAAGGCACCCGCAGCUAAGGUUGCAAAGUAUUUACCAAUGUCCAAUUGCAAUACCGAGCGUUUUUACGUCCAUUUUCUUUCCCAUGUUUCUUACCACUUCCGUCUGCCUUGGAGUGUGGUUCCUGGGCUAUGUCCUUCGACUAGGAGCAGUGGCCAUGGAGGCCCAGAAGGUAACUGCCAUCCAGGAGUGACCACGCCCCCGGAACCUCAAGGAGCCACAACGCUUCCUGGGGUUCGCUAAUUUCUAUAGACAGGUCAUUACUCCUGGUCCAAUGGUUGCUCCGGUAUUACAGCAUCCCGGAGGACAUCGUUUUGGACCGCAGGCCUCAACUUGCGUCCCAGGUCUUUAGAGCAUUCUGCCAUAAACUGAGCAUCUCCCACAGCCUGUCCUCAGCUUACCACCAGCAGUCAAAUGGCCUGGCCGAGUGGAUGAACCAGGAGGUCACCAAGACCCUUCAUCUCAUUAGCCACGGGAACCCCGCUAGUUGGGCAUUUCAUCUAGUCUGGGCCGAGUAUACCCUCAACUCCUGGGUGAGUCCCAGUACAUCCGUUUCCCCAUUCCAAUGUGUCCUGGGGUUCCAGCCACUCCUCUUCCCCUGGGACUCUCCCGUGGGAAAGGUGCCAAAUGUGGAGACCUGGUACCUGGACAGCCGACAGGCCUGGUGGCGGAUACAGCAGGCUCUACACACCCUGGCCCAGAAGACAAAGACCCAGGCCAACAAGUAUCGACCCUCCUUACCAGGUCGGGCAGCAGGUCUGGUUGUCCACAAGAAACCUCAAGCUCCCGGGAUGCCGUAAGCUCACGGCCAGAUACCUUGGGCCGUUCCAGAUCUUGCAGAGGAUCGGGACCAUGGUGGUAAGGCUCCAGCUACCGAAGGUGUACCGGAUCUGCCCUACCUUUCAUGUCUCUCUGCUAAAGCCUGUUUGCUACAGCCCGCUAUGUCGAGGAUGGGCUCCUCGAGCUACCACCACCAGGGGUUCCCGAGGACUCCCCAGCUGACCGAGUUCAGACCAUCUUGGACUCCCGACACAGAGCAGGCGCCCCCAGUACUUGUUCAAUUGGGUGGGUGGCAGCCCCGAGGAGCGCUCCUGGGUCCCGGCCCGGGACGUCGAGGACCAAGCUCAUCCCUCCAAACCUGGGCCGCGGCCUCGGGGUCGCACUCGCCGGCGUCAAUGGCCUCUGGGAGGCGGCCGUCGGGGGAGGUACUGUCACGCCUCCCGGGCGUGGUCCCGCGAAAGCGACCAAUUAGACGCUAAUACAAGAUACUACAAAGAGAAGGCACAUGCAACUAAGAUUGCGAAGUAUUUGCCAAUGUCCAAUUGCAAUACAGAGCAUCUUCUCGUCCAUUGUCUUUCCCUCGUUCUUUUCCGCUCCCAUUUGCCUUUCGUGUGCUCCUUACCCUGCUUGCCUUCCUUCCCCAGACCAGGCCUCGACCCUGAACCUCCUGCCCUGCCUUCUCUGCCAGCCCCAGGACCUCUCGUCUCCCCUUCCCUGUGUCUCUGUGUCCCAUGCCUGUCCAUAGGACUAACCACCCUGGCUUCUAACCUUCCCUUCCGACCACGAACAUUUUACUCGUCUCGCCCUUUGAAAGCCCUUUGCCUUUUUGAUCUAAUAAAGAUCAUUUUGUCCUGCACUUCUUGGUCCGUGAAUCCCUGCCGGGGCAAUCCUGACACGUAUCUUGUCUUUACUUUUUACAAAAAAAAAUUCAGUGUACUGUGACUAACAAAAAAUAUAUAUCUUCCUGUUCAUAUUAUUUUUACGGAUUUUCUUUUAGUCUCAGUCAUUGUGGUUCAUGUUUGACUUUUGUAAUAUGAGUAUGCUUUUAUUUUAAUUAUUUUGGAAUUAUUUGGAAUGCUGAGACGUGAUUUUUAUAAGCUUUAUUAUCUUUAUUACAUGACAUAAGUAGUGAGAGUGUGGAAUUUCGUCCGAUGGAACAAUCUUUUGGGAAUCUGUUCCCACAUGUCGGACAUUCUUUGAAACAACGCUUAACAAAGCCAGACAGUUAACCUGGUCCGGAGCAGAUUUGUUGACUCGAUUUGUUGAAGUUACCAUGGUAGCUCAGCAGGGAUUCAUUUAAGACAUGUUGAUGGAACGGUACUCCCACUUAAAUGAGCCAGACUUGUCAAAAUAAGUCAGACUUUCCCUUAAUCCUGAUUCGUGGAACACCUCCCAAGUUUAGAGAGCAGCACUGAGGUCCAGGGGUCUUCUCAGCUCUGCCUCUUGGUUCUGAUAACUUGAUAAAGUUAACGUUAUUGAUUAUACUGACGUUAGUUAAUGUAUUGUACAUUAUUUACUGGUGGUGUGUUUUAGGGCAUUUUAAACAGGGUUGUUUUUUUUUUUUUUGUAAUGGUCCCCGCAAGGUCAAAUAACAGGUUUUUGUCCCCACAAUGUAAUGUAAUACACACACGCACACACAGCCACAGGUUUGUAAUUACAUCUUUGUGUGGCCUCUCCAUUUGUUUCUGUGGGGAAAAUUCUAAUUACAACAUGAUGACCAUAAAUAACCAAACAAAAUACAAGACUUUUGGCAUAUUUAGUUUUUUGAUUCCAUUCAUAGACCACAUACUUUACCACGGUGGACUAGAGUUUCUUUCUCAGUGGUUCCACAUGAUUUUAGUUAAUCGCUGUUAAAUGAUUGGCAGCUGAAGAACUAGUGCAGGGACACAAACAAAUGUAAUUCAUAGAAAUGGUAAAACACACUGCAGAUCUCUCUGUAGCUCACGUCGCUACCUGCCCAGCACUGUUGUCGUGGCAUGAGGUUUUCCGCCCUUAGGGUAGCUACACACCACUGUGUAUAUCCAUUGCCCUCUGCCUGUGCCAGAGCUUGUGUGACUGUGUAUGCACUGUUUUCCACCCUUAGGGCAGCUACACACCACUGUGUGUAUCCAUUGCCCUCGGCCUGUGCCAGAGCUCGUGUGACUGUGUCUGCACUGUUUUCCGCCCUUAGAGCAGCUACACACCACUGUGUAUAACCAUUGCCCUCGGCCUGUGCCAGAGCUCGUGUGACUGUGUCUGCACUGUUUUCCACCCUUAGGGCAGCUACACACCACUGUAUAUAUCCAUUGCCCUCUGCCAGCUGCUGUUAUCGCCACAGAAUAGUAAAUUGGCCUAUGGUUCUUGUAGAACCCUGUAAUUUCCUCAUUAUAUAACUUUGAAUAAAAUGUAAGUAAUUUAUCCCUUGAUGAAAAAUGUAAUAAAUCACAAUAAUGUAAUAUUUUUUACUGAUUAAUGGGAAUUUAUAGUUACAAGUUGACCAUUUUUACAAUAAUCAUUGUUACUGCAAACAAAAUGCUUAAUUCAGUCUACUGUAGAAGAUUGUAAUGAAUAAAAGUAUCCAAUGCACGUAGCAUAUUCAUUAAAUCCAUUCAUGUCUUUAA